UCUAUUCUUCACUUUCGUCCUCAUCCGUUUCUCUCUCUCGCACUCUGGAUUGAGAUAGAGACACUCGGAAUACUAGCACUCGAAUUCGGAUCCACUGAGUUUGCACAGACCGGAGAUAUUUUCUUCGGGACUCGCGAUUGGAUCUUAUUCGUCUUCUGGUUCGUGUUUUCAAGGGCUAGUCCGGCCUGACCUGGAGUUCGCAUUUGGAGAUCCGGUUGAUUCUCCUGUCUUGGCCCGGAUCUCGAGCCAAGCACAGAAGAGUUGGAUUCGGAUUUCAGAUUCAAUCGCCUCUUCGAGUAUACAAGAAAAAGAGUCUAUAUUAUAUUGAAUUGUUGGUUGUAAAUGGCUUCGGGGGAGGGAUUUCUGACGGAUGAGCAGAGGGAAGUACUUAAGACAGCUACCCUGAACGUGGAGAGUCUCUCAUCGUCCCCAAAAUCCCCGCCAUCUUUGCUCUCUGAGCAUCUAUUAAAAGUUUCUGCUGCUGGAAAGGCUCCGACUGCCGGGAUUGCUGUGAGGCAUAUUCGCCGGUCUCACUCUGGAAAAUUUGGAAGAGUGAAGAAGGAUGGUGCUGGUGGCAAGGGGACAUGGGGGAAACUGCUCGACACUGAUGGUGAAUCGCAGAUUGACCGCAAUGAUCCUAACUAUGAUAGUGGAGAGGAACCCUAUCAGCUUGUCGGGGCAACAAUCUCAGACCCCUUGGACGAUUACAAGAAAGCUGUUGUCUCCCUCAUAGAGGAGUAUUUCAGCACUGGUGAUGUGGAAGUGGCAUCAUCUGACCUUAGAGAACUUGGGUCAACUGACUAUCAUCCCUAUUUCAUCAAGCGGCUUGUUUCCAGGGCCAUGGACAGGCAUGACCGGGAGAAGGAAAUGGCGUCAGUUCUGCUUUCAGCUCUGUAUGCUGAUGUGAUAAGCCCAGCCCACAUUAGGGAUGGUUUUGUCAUGCUUCUCGAGUCUGCUGAUGAUCUUGCUGUUGACAUAUUGGAUGCAGUUGACAUUCUUGCUUUGUUCCUUGCUCGUGCUGUGGUGGAUGACAUCCUUCCUCCAGCCUUCCUCACCAGAGCAAAGAAGACACUUCCAGAAUCCUCCAAGGGAUUUCAAGUUAUUCAAACUUCUGAGAAGAGCUAUCUCUCAGCUCCUCACCAUGCAGAGCUGGUAGAGAGGAAGUGGGGUGGUAGCACUCACAUAACAGUGGAGGAAGUCAAGAAAAAGAUUGCUGAUCUAUUGAGGGAAUACAUUGACUGUGGAGAUACAUUUGAGGCAUGUAGGUUGAUAAGGGAAUUAGGAGUUUCAUUCUUCCAUCAUGAGGUUGUAAAGAGGGCUUUGAUCCUUGCUAUGGAGAUUCGAACAGCAGAGCCACUAAUAAUGAAGCUGUUGAAAGAAGCUGCUGAGGAGGGUCUAAUUAGUUCCAGUCAAAUGGCUAAAGGUUUUGCCCGGUUAGCGGAGAGCCUGGAUGAUCUUGCCCUUGAUAUCCCAUCUGCAAAAACCUUAUUCCAGUCACUUGUCCCUAAGGCUAUCUCUGAAGGGUGGCUUGAUACUUCUUUCACAAAUUCCGGUGAAGAUGGAAAGGUAUGCAUAGAAGAUGAGAAGCUGAGGCGGUACAAGGAGGAGGCAGUAACUAUAAUCCAUGAGUAUUUUCUCUCAUAUGAUAUUCCUGAACUCAUCAGGGGCCUUGAAGAUCUUGGGGCACCUUCAUAUAACUCUAUUUUUCUGAAGAAGCUGAUUACCCUUGCCAUGGACAGGAAGAACAGAGAGAAAGAAAUGGCAUCUGUUCUGCUUUCUGCUCUUCACAUUGAAAUUUUUUCAACUGAAGACAUGGUUAAUGGCUUUGUCAUGCUUUUGGAAUCUGCGGAAGAUACCGCACUGGAUAUUCUGGAUGCUUCGAAUGAGCUUGCUCUAUUUUUGGCCAGGGCUGUGAUUGAUGAUGUCUUGGCGCCACUGAAUCUAGAAGAGAUUGGCAGCAAGUUGCCACCAAAUUGCAGCGGCAGUGAGACGGUGCAUAUGGCUCAGUCACUCAUUGCUGCCCGUCAUGCUGGCGAGAGGAUCCUGAGGUGUUGGGGAGGUGGGACCGGCUGGGCUGUAGAGGAUGCAAAGGACAAGAUACAGAAGCUACUGGAGGAGUAUGAAAGUGGAGGGGUCGUGAGUGAAGCUUGCCAGUGUAUCCGUGAUAUUGGAAUGCCUUUCUUCAAUCAUGAGGUGGUGAAAAAGGCCUUAGUCAUGGCAAUGGAAAAGAAGAAUGACAGGAUGCUGGAUCUGCUGCAGGAGUGUUUUAGUGAAGGACUGAUCACUAUCAAUCAGAUGACCAAAGGGUUCACUCGGAUCAAGGAUGGCCUUGAUGACCUGGCUCUCGAUAUUCCAAAUGCGAAGGACAAGUACGAUUUUUACGUGGAAUACGCCCAGAACAAGGGGUGGCUCCUACCAUCCUUCGAGUCAUCUGUGGCAGAAGCUUCUGCAGCCCCGGCUUCAGCUACUUGAUAAGCACAUAUAUUUCGUCUGUUGCUUUCAUGUAUGUUGUUGCCCAUUACAUGUAUUGUCAAAUGGCCUUUAUGAGCUCCGAAACGAAGGUAGAUGAGAUGGGAUGCUUGAAUUCCUUCUGAUGUUUUCUUUUUUAUUUAGUGGUCGUCUGAUGGAGAUUCUUAUAGUCCCAGCCAAUGUAUAAAGUUGGUUCUUUGUUCUAUUUACAUAGCUUUAGGAUGCUUGUUGCGUCAAGAAGUAUGUUAGAUAGAGAGACCGUUAUGAUGCUGUUUACAUGCCAUAUUUACAGUUAAGGCUGCUCUUUCUGCUUCCAAAA
Molecule: messenger RNA, 2788 nt
Organism: Tripterygium wilfordii
Lineage: Eukaryota; Viridiplantae; Streptophyta; Magnoliopsida; Celastrales; Celastraceae
Product: MA3 DOMAIN-CONTAINING TRANSLATION REGULATORY FACTOR 1-like
Exons: 4
Coding region: 343-2472 (709 amino acids)
Biological process (GO): negative regulation of DNA-templated transcription
Source: RefSeq, a predicted model, not a curated record